AUGCCAUCAAGCGCAAAAGAGACAUUCGGCAAUCCAGCUCCAUGGAGUGAGCCAGCCUGGUCCCAUGGCAUUCCCUCUCCCUAUUACAACAGCACUCACCAGAGGAUUCGCAAUGAGCUCCGAGAAUAUGUGAACCAAAACAUCCUGCCAUACGCUCUUGACUGGGAGGAAAAUGGCGAGGCACCCAAGCAAGCGCGGAUGAAAUGGGCAAGAUCUGGCUUCGCCUUCAAUGACGUGCCUCUUCAGUACAGACCGAAGGAGGUGCCGCAUCCAGCCGGUAUUCCCGUCAACGAGCUGGACGUCUUCCAUCUCUUGAUCCAGACGGAUGAGACUUCUCGCGUCGAAGGUGGCGUGACAUCAAGUCUUGGUGGUGGCUCCGUCAUCGGCAUCCCUCCUCUCAUUCACCACGGCACCGAGGCACAAAAGCGAAACUGGCUUCCUGGCCUCUUCACCUGGGAGACGAGCUUCUGUCUGGGCAUUACGGAGCCAAGCGGCGGUUCGGACGUUGCAAACGUCCAGACUACGGCCGAGAAGACGGCCGACGGCAAGUUCUACAUUGUAAACGGAUACAAGAAGUGGAUCACGGGAGCGCCCUGGGCAACGCACAUGACCACGGCCGUACGCACUGGGGGCCCGGGAAUGCCGGGCAUUUCAGUCCUGGUGAUCCCAACAAGCUCUCCGGGCUUAGCAAUGCGUCGUAUCCCUAACAGUGGACAGAAAGCCGGUGGUGCAUCGCUAGUCGAGCUGGACAAUGUCAAGGUGCCAGCUGAGAACUUGCUUGGAAGAGAGAACGAAGGCUUCAAAGUCAUCAUGGUCAAUUUCAACAGAGAGCGAUACAUCAUGUCGGUCGGCUGCAAUCGAAAGGCAAGGACUUGUCUUGCCAUUGCGUUUGAUUAUGCCAACAAGCGGGAAACUUUUGGCAAACCUCUGAUAGCCAACCAAAUCAUCGCACACAAGUUUGCGACCAUGGCAAGGUAUAUCGAGAGCCACUGGGCCUUCUUGGAGCAAAUCGCAUAUGCUGUUCAGCAGUCUCCGCUGGGAUGGCAGGACCCAGAUGUCGCCGGCCGCAUCGCCUUAGCGAAGGUGCAAGGAGGAAGAAUACAGGAGAUGGCCAAUCGUGAAGCUCAGCAAGUGUUAGGCGGUGCCGGAUACCAGAAAGGAGGGCCUGGAGCUCCGGUCGAGCAGAUGAGUCGGGACUUGAGAAUGAUGGUCGUUGGCGGCGGAUCAGAAGAGAUCAUUGCAGAUCUCGCAGUGAGGCAAGAAACAUUACUUGCGAAGAGGAGAGGAUGGAAGUUGUGA
Messenger RNA from Lecanosticta acicola, 1299 nucleotides. The record is from the annotation of a GenBank genome assembly. NCBI's taxonomy places the organism in Eukaryota, Fungi, Ascomycota, Dothideomycetes, Mycosphaerellales, Mycosphaerellaceae.